UCCCUCGCCCUCCAGUCGUUUGCGCGCGUCGUUCGCGAUAACUAGUGUACGUGUUGUCCGCUCCGAGCCGCGCGCUGUGUUUACAAUACAGUGUUGUUUGUUAUUGUUAAAAUAUAACAACGAGUGCUCUGUGCCAGUGACGGAUUUAAUAAUCGUGUUAAACACUUCAUUACGUUAUUAUCAGUGAAUAUUAUAAACGAUUGUGAUACGCAGGGAACGAGCAACCACGGCGAGCGCCGAGCUCAGGUCGUGUGAUGAUUUGGGCUUGGAGGUGAGCGCGCGGCGCGGCAUGCGGCGCCUGCGCGGGAACCAGGCCGGCUGGCAUGCGUGGCCGGCCGCGGUGUGCGCACUGCUGCUGGCCUGCGCACGCGCACACGCCCUUGAACAUCUCGCACCGGGAGUAUGCCCGUCACUAGACAUACGCAGCAAUGCGGACCAUAUGAUGAAGCUGCGCGGCUGUCGGGUGAUCGAAGGCCAUCUCAGCAUCGUGAUUAUUGAGCACCCCUCCUCCAACGCCUACGACAACAUGAGCUUUCCCGAACUAAGAGAAGUUACAGGAUACAUUACUAUAUACAGGUUGAUGGGCGUGCGCAACCUCGGAAACCUGUUCCCUAACCUGUCGGUGGUGCGCGGCAUGCAACUGUUCAAGGAUUACGCCAUUGUUGUCUUUGAUUGUCAGGAUCUUGAGUCGUUGGGGCUGCGGUCGCUGACGCGCAUUGAGCGCGGCGGCGUGCGCAUCCAGCAGAACGACCAGCUCUGUUACACCAACACCGUCGACUGGUCGCGCAUCGUGGCCGACGGCGACGACAACAUCUUGAUCCGGUCGAACUACGACACCCGUCUGUGCGGCCUGUGUCCCAGUCCGCAGGGGCACAAGGAGGAUGGCCUGAGAGAAUCGCAGUGUCCCACCGAUAGCUCCGGCCGACCUCUCUGCUGGGACAACCAGCACUGCCAAAAGAUAUGUCCGAGUUCGUGCGGGGGGCGGGCGUGCACGCGCAACGGCACGUGUUGCAACGCGACCUGCCUCGGCGGCUGCGACGGCCCAUUAGCCCGUGAUUGCCACGUCUGCGCCAACUACUCGCUCGGCUACGGCGAGAACCGCACCUGCGUCACCUCCUGCCCCGCCAACACCUACCGGCUGUCGCGGCGCUGCGUGACAGAGCAGGAGUGCCGCGCGAUGCCGCCGCCGCUGCCCACAGAGUCCAACCAGCCGCCGCCUAACAUCCGCGCCUACAAGAUCCUCAACAACACCUGCGUCUACAUGUGCCCCAACGACUAUAUGGAGGUGGGCGACGUGCACAACGGUACGUGCAAGCCGUGUCUGCCGGCGGGCUGCGUGCGCGAGUGCAAUGGCGGCCGCGUGGACUCCGUGGCCGCCGCCGAGCACUUCCGCGGCUGCACGCGCAUCAAGGGCACGCUCGAGAUCACGCUCAGAGCUAGCGGCGGUAACACGAUAUCUGUUCUGGAAUCUUCCCUGGGCGAGAUCCGCGAGAUCGACGGCAGCUUGAAGGUGGUCCGCUCAUACCCGCUGGUCUCGCUCAUGUUCCUCAAGAAGCUGCGCCGCAUCGGCGGACUCAACAGCGAUGCCAAAACACCAAGCUUGUACAUCUCGAACAACCCUAAUCUGGAGAUGUUGUGGGACUGGUCGGUGCACAAACCUAUAGAGAUAACGCGGGGGAAGCUGUACAUCCAUUUCAACUCCAAGCUGUGCUACAACCACAUACUCGAGCUGAAGAACAUGACGCGCGAUCCUGUCUCCACCUUCGACACCAUUGAGGUCUCCUCUGAGAGCAACGGCGAUCAGGCAUCUUGUUUACAAGACGUGCUGGAGCUGAAGGUGAGCACGCUGAAGCAGCGCGCGGCGCUCCUCACCUGGAAGAUGUACUGCGGGAUAGACACACGCAACAUCCUCGGAUACUCCAUUUACUACAUCGCCGCAGAACAUAACGUCACUCUCUACGGACAACGCGAUGCCUGCUCCGACACAUGGAGCGUCAAAGACAUACCGAUGGACACAGCGCGUUUCACCGAGACGAAGACAACGGCUAUCGCUAUGAACGGUCUGCGCGACCCCUGCGAGGACAUGCAGCCCUUCUUCUCCCCCAUCUCCCCCCUCGUGCCCUUCAAGCGGUAUGCCGCAUACGUCAAGACGUACACCACCAAACAGGACAAGAAGGGAGCGCAGAGCCCUAUCAUAUACUUCAAGACUCUGCCUGACUCUCCCAGCCCUCCGCUAGGUCUGACAGUGGAGCUGCGCACGCCGCAUUCUGUGCAGAUCAAGUGGCAACCACCUGCGCUACCCAACGGCACCAUAUCUCUCUACCACGUCGAGAUACAAGCCAACAGCUACAACAGACGCACCAUACUCGCCGACAACCUCAACUACUGCAGCAACCCGAGUGCGCUCUCCAACAUGAUAACGGUGCGCAACGAGGACGUGCCGGAGGGCGAGGGCGAGGCGGGGGCGAAGGGCGCGGGCGAGGUGGGGGGCACCUGCGCCUGCGCCCCGCCCCCCAACGAGCGGUUCACCUCGCGCGCAGAGCAGGAGCGCAUCGACAGCAUCGACUUUGAGAACUUUAUACAGAACCACGUUUAUAUACGUAACGAAAAAGUUAAAACUCCAAAAUCUGCUGGCGGCAAAGUGAAACGAGCUAUAGAGAAAGAAAUAAACAGCAUGUUGGUCAUCUUGAGCGGUUAUAACAAACCGAAACAAGGCUUGAAGUACUACAACUCUACCGACACUGAAGGAUACGUGAAGUCGCUGUACUUCGAGCUGGACGGCAGCGCGCGGUCACUGGUGGUGGAGGAGAUGAGGCACUACACCUGGUACACCGUCAACUUGUGGGCCUGCAGGCAAAAGCAGGACUACGAGCCCGAGGACAACUACGACAAGACCUGGUGCUCCGGGCGCUCGUUUAACACCUUCCGGACACUAGAGUUGCCUAACGCUGACGUUGUUCAGGAUGUCCGUGUGGAAGUGAUAACAUCGAACAAGACGCUGCCGGAACUCAAUGUAACUUGGAAGCCACCAGAGAACCCGAAUGGAUUCGCAAUAGCUUACUUCGUGCAGCACUCGCGGAUCGUGGAUAACAACCAGGCGCAGGACGUGGGCCUUCAGCGGUGUAUCACGGCGACGGACUACGAGGCGAACGGGCGCGGCUACACACUGCGCAACAUGGCGCCCGGCAACUACAGCGUGCGCGUCACCCCCGUCACCGUCAGCGGCGCCGGCAACGUCUCCGCACACGUGUACGCAUUCAUACCGGACCGUGAUUCAGAGAAGGGAUUCCUGUGGGCGUGGGGCGUGGCGGCGGGUGUGCUGCUGCUGGUGCUGCUGGCGGGCGGCGCGUGGUACGCUCGCCGCGCCCUGCCCUCGCCCGAGGGCAACAAGCUCUUCGCCACCGUCAACCCCGAGUACGUCUCCACAGUGUAUGUGCCCGACGAGUGGGAGCUGCCCAGGUCCAGCAUCGAGUUCAUACGGGAACUGGGACAGGGAUCCUUCGGAAUGGUAUAUGAAGGCAUUGCUAAAAAUAUAGAAAAAGGUAAACCGGAAACUCGCUGCGCUGUGAAAACGGUCAAUGAACAUGCAACUGACAGGGAGCGGAUAGAGUUCCUGAACGAGGCGUCUGUGAUGAAGGCGUUCGACACUUACCACGUGGUGCGGCUGCUGGGCGUGGUGUCGCGAGGACAGCCGACACUCGUAGUCAUGGAGCUGAUGGAGUGCGGAGACCUCAAGACCUACCUGCGCUCUCACCGCCCCGACGCAGACUCCUCCCUGCCCAAGAAGGACGACAACGCCCCGCCCACGCUGCAGAACAUACUGCAGAUGGCUAUAGAGAUAGCGGACGGUAUGGCGUACUUGGCCGCCAAGAAGUACGUCCACCGCGACCUUGCGGCGCGCAACUGCAUGGUCGCCGGCGAUCUCACCGUUAAAGUCGGCGACUUCGGAAUGACGCGCGACAUCUACGAGACCGACUACUACCGCAAGGGCACCAAGGGUCUGCUACCUGUGCGGUGGAUGAGCCCCGAGAGUCUCAAGGACGGGGUGUUUUCAAGUAACAGUGACGUGUGGAGUUACGGUGUUGUGCUAUGGGAGAUGGCGACGCUCGCGAUGCAGCCCUAUCAGGGUUUAUCAAACGAGCAAGUGGUGCGGUACGUGGUGGAGGGCGGGGUGAUGGAGCGGCCGGAGCACUGCCCCGACAGGCUGUACGAGCUGAUGCGCGCCUGCUGGGCUCACCGCGCCAACACGCGACCCUCCUUCCUCCAGCUGGUGGCAGACCUCGCGCCCAGCGCACAGCCCUACUUCCGACAUCGCUCCUUCUUCCACUCGCCGCAGGGUCAGGAGAUGUACGCCCUCAUGCGCACCACCGUAGAGGAGGAGGCGGAGUGCGCGGAGGUGAACGUGGGCGCGGUGGCGACGGGGUCGGGCUCCAACCUGUUCGGGGUGUCGGGGCGCCUGGCCACGUGGGUGCGCGAGCUCUCCUCUCUGCACUCGCGGGCCGACGACGACGCAGCCGCACAGCCGCUGCAGCCUGCUCGUGCGCACAAGGGGCCCAACGGCGUCCUGCACGACCCCCUCGACCCCCUCGACGACACCACCGGCUGCUAGCCCCCGCCCCGCCUGUGUGGGCGGUGCGCGGUGGGCGGUGGGCGGACUUAUCUACCUCAGGCCGGCGAGUCAGUGCGCCGCGCUCUUCGAAUCCUAGUUGUAAGCGUAGCUAGUGAAUUGUUCGCCUUGUAUUAUUUAUUUCGUAUGCUCGAUUCCAUCCCGCGAUGAGCCGCCGCGUUCACCUCUCCGGCUCUCACAGAUAUAUACCAAACAUCGAACUAUACAAAAUAAUACAUUAUUUUUUAACAAAAUAGUGUUAGUUAGAAAAUUACCCGAAUAUACUUGACGAAAUGAAGGUCGUUAAAUUAUUUAUUAUAUAAUAUAGUUGUUAAUUCAAUUAAUAUCCUAUGUAUAAACUACAUAGACCUUUCUUUACUUUUUGAAUGAUUACUUUUGUAGUAAUAAUGAGUAUUUCUUUUUCUUUACAUAUAACAUAAACACACACCCAGACGAAACAUACAACGAUUAGAUACGUAGUGUUACAUAUCGUUUAAAAUAUACGAAUACGAAGAGAUAGUUUCAAUAUACAAUACUGCUUGUGCUCACAUAUGUAUGUGCAUUUAUGACAUUGAAAGCACAAGAGGUGCAUUUAAGAG
Papilio machaon (common yellow swallowtail) is the source of this 5205-nucleotide messenger RNA. RefSeq names its product insulin-like receptor (gene InR). NCBI's taxonomy places the organism in Eukaryota, Metazoa, Arthropoda, Insecta, Lepidoptera, Papilionidae. The transcript has 27 exons. Gene Ontology annotation, cellular component: membrane; axon; insulin receptor complex. Gene Ontology annotation, biological process: positive regulation of phosphatidylinositol 3-kinase/protein kinase B signal transduction; multicellular organism development; cell surface receptor protein tyrosine kinase signaling pathway. Bases 290 to 4609 code for a protein of 1439 amino acids. Gene Ontology annotation, molecular function: insulin receptor substrate binding; ATP binding; insulin receptor activity. The record is from RefSeq and is a predicted model, not a curated record.